AUGGCCUCUCCAUCACCAUCUUCCUCUCUAACGUUUACAGUACGCAGAUGCGAGCCUGAGCUUGUGCCUCCUGCUCUCCCCACUCCUCACGAAAUCAAGCUACUUUCCGACAUAGAUGAUCAACUUGGCCUGCGUUUCCAUGUUCCACUCAUACAAAUCUAUAGAAAGCAAGCAUCAAUGGGAGAGAGAGACCCGGUUGAAGUGCUUCGGCAAGCACUGUCACAAACACUUGUCUUCUAUUACCCAUUUGCAGGGAGGCUGAGGGAGGGGCCUCACCGUAAGUUGAUGGUGGAUUGUACCGGAGAGGGUGUCAUGUUCAUCCAGGCUCAUGCUGACGUUACACUUGAUCAAUUCGGCGAUUUCCUCCAACCUCCAUUCCCCUGCUUCCAUGAACUGCUCUAUGAUGUUCCUGCCACACAACAACUUACCAACACUCCUCUUCUACUCGUACAGGUCACACGACUCAAGUGCGGUGGUUUCAUAUUAGCCAUCCGCCUGAACCACACCAUGAGUGAUGGACAUGGUCUUUCACUAUUCCUGAACGCUUGGGCCGAGAUGGCUCGAGGUGCAAGCAAACCUUCGAUUGCACCAGUGUGGCGUAGGGAGCUUCUGAUGGCAAGAGAUCCACCUCGCAUAACAUGCAAGCAUCAUGAAUAUGAGCAAAUCCAAGAUACCCUCACUUCUUCCAACCAAAACUUGGUUCACCGAUCAUUCUUCUUUGGUCCUGUCGAUAUAGCUGCACUUCGCGGCUUGAUUCCCCAACACCUUCAGCAUUGCUCCACAUUUGAUAUGAUCACAGCAUGCUUCUGGCGCUGUCGCACAAAAGCAUUGCGGAUAGAAGCAGAUGAGGAUGUUCGCAUGAUGGUGAUAGUGAACGCACGUGCUAGGUUCAAUCCUCCUUUACCUGUUGGUUACUACGGCAAUGGUUUUGCAUAUCCGGCGGCGAUCACCAAAGCAGGGAAGCUUUGCGGAAAUCCAUUUGGGUAUGCGGUGGAGUUGAUAAAUAAAGUGAAAGGUGAGGUGACAGAAGAGUACAUGCAUUCUGUGGCAGAUUUGAUGGUGACGAAGGGACGAUGCUUAUUCACAACUGUAGGGUCUUGUAUUGUAUCAGAUUUGAGUCGUGCGAAGCUUAGAGAAGUGGACUUUGGUUGGGGUGAGGCUGUGUAUGGUGGAGUGGCCCAAGGUGGAGCAGGGGAGUUUCCAGCAGUAACGUUUUUCAAUCCGGUUAAGAAUGAAAAAGGAGAAGAAUGCAUAGUAUUUCCGAUUUGGUUACCUGCUGAAGCCAUGGAGAGGUUUGCCAAAGAGUUUAAUGCCAUGCUUAGCCACCAAAAUCAACCUCAAAGGAGUAGUGCUAUGUUUAUAAGGAUUAUUUUAUCAGUAUCAAUGUGUCAACAUUCUUUCCUUGAGAAGAAGAGAUGUAGAACACUUUUCCAUCUCAAGGACGCAUUUAAACGGGCCGUGAAACAUAAACGUGAUAAAAACAAAAUAAUUUUAUCUCUCAAGUAA
Messenger RNA from Sphenostylis stenocarpa, 1506 nucleotides. NCBI's taxonomy places the organism in Eukaryota, Viridiplantae, Streptophyta, Magnoliopsida, Fabales, Fabaceae. The record is from the annotation of a GenBank genome assembly.